Molecule: messenger RNA, 2000 nt
Organism: Sorex fumeus (smoky shrew)
Lineage: Eukaryota; Metazoa; Chordata; Mammalia; Eulipotyphla; Soricidae
Gene: UST
Product: uronyl 2-sulfotransferase
Exons: 8
Coding region: 125-1192 (355 amino acids)
Cellular component (GO): membrane
Molecular function (GO): sulfotransferase activity
Source: RefSeq, a predicted model, not a curated record
CGGCGGGGACCCCUGGCCCCAUGGGGCACCUCUGGGGGGCGCCUCUCCCGGCCGGGGCAGCUGCAAACGCCGGAGACCCUGGCUGCCUUUCCUGCGUUUCUCCCUCCGGGACUACGGUUUCUGCAUGGCCACCCUGCUGAUCUUCUGCCUGGGUUCCCUCUUCUACCAGCUCGGCGGGGGACCCCCUCGCUUCCUGCUCGAUCUGCGGCAGUACUUGGGAAAUUCCACCUACUUGGAUGACCAUGGGCCGCCUCCUAGUAAGGUGCUGCCUUUCCCAAGCCAGGUGGUGUACAACCGAGUGGGCAAGUGUGGAAGCCGGACAGUGGUGUUGCUUCUGAGAAUCUUAUCAGAGAGGCACGGAUUCAAUUUGGUCACAUCAGACAUUCACAAUAAAACCAGGCUCACCAAAAGCGAACAGAUGGAACUGAUUAAAAAUAUAAGUACUGCCGAACAGCCCUAUUUAUUCACGCGACACGUUCACUUCCUCAACUUCUCAAGGUUUGGAGGCGACCAGCCCGUCUACAUCAACAUCAUCAGAGAUCCCGUCAACCGGUUCUUGUCCAACUAUUUUUUCCGUCGCUUUGGAGACUGGCGAGGGGAACAGAAUCACAUGAUCCGCACGCCCAGCAUGAGGCAGGAGGAACGCUACCUGGACAUCAACGAGUGCAUUCUCGAGAACUAUCCCGAGUGCUCCAACCCCAGGUUAUUUUACAUCAUCCCAUACUUCUGUGGACAACAUCCCAGAUGCAGGGAGCCUGGCGAGUGGGCGCUCGAAAGAGCCAAGCUGAACGUCAACGAAAACUUCCUGCUUGUGGGCAUUCUGGAGGAGCUGGAAGAUGUGCUGCUUUUACUGGAAAGAUUUUUACCUCAUUACUUCAAGGGUGUGCUCGGGAUUUACAAAGACCCAGAGCACAGGAAGCUGGGGAACAUGACUGUGACCGUGAAGAAGACCGUGCCCUCUCCCGAGGCCGUGCAGAUUCUCUACCAGCGGAUGCGGUACGAGUACGAGUUCUACCACUACGUCAAAGAGCAGUUCCACCUGCUCAAGCGCAAGUUCGGACUGAAGUCGCGCGUCAGCAAGCCCCCUCUGCGGCCCCAGUUCUUUAUUCCAGCCCCUCUGGAAACCGAGGAGCCAAUAGACGAAGAGGAACAAGACGACGAGAAGUGGCUGGAAGAUAUUUAUAAGAGGUGAUGCCGGCACCAAACUGCCUCCGAUGGCUUUCUCUCCCUUUUCCAGAAAGGUUUUUGUUUGGGGAAGACAACACCUUAAGGACUGAAUUAAUGCUCCACCGCAUUAAAAAGAACCAAACAUUCCCACAUGUUGGGGUCAUUGGGAGAUGCCCGGUUUUGCGGGUCCUAUUUGUUUAAUUUUAUUCUGUGUUCGUAUGCACGCGCUGUGUGUGUGUGUGUGUGUGUGUGUGUGUGUGUGUGUUUCUGUUUCCCUGGCUCCUUGGGUUUUCCCCAUGUACCCUAGAUGGUUCUCUCACAUGGCCUCUCAUCAUCAAAAAGCUUUUUUUUAAAAAAAAAAAAAUAGUUACAAGUGGCAAUCCAGCCAGUAGCCCAGUAACUUAUCUUUUGUUAAAUGGCUUCUGAAAUGAUUUCUUCAGUGGUAGGAAACAGCCAGGCUUGCCUGUUUCAGCAGAAACGCAGAAGCCCUGCAGAAAAAUCUCCUCUAUAGGGGUCUAAGAGAGGAAGGAAGAUCAGCUUAGAACAUCACCAGGGAAAAUCCUCAUUCCCAGAGAAGUCAUCUGUGCCUCUGGGCUACCUCAGGGGACAGUGUACUACAGCGGGUACUGACGGUCUCAGAGCCUAGGUGAGCUGGUGCCAAACCUCCCAGAAACCCAGAGCUUUGAGCACCUUUCCAGGUCAGAAUGCAAGUCAGGCUCCUUUGAGGCAUUCUGGGUUCAAGCACCGUUGAGAUAAAACGUUGCACAUAUGGGGAAAGCAUUUCUUUGCUUUCUAGGGAAAGGCUGGAGGCUAAACAAACGCUGGAGGUCAUG